Messenger RNA from Lotus japonicus, 1260 nucleotides. RefSeq names its product GDSL esterase/lipase At5g33370-like. NCBI's taxonomy places the organism in Eukaryota, Viridiplantae, Streptophyta, Magnoliopsida, Fabales, Fabaceae. The coding region runs from base 38 to 1135 and encodes 365 amino acids. The record is from RefSeq and is a predicted model, not a curated record. Gene Ontology annotation, molecular function: hydrolase activity, acting on ester bonds. The transcript is spliced from 5 exons.
GAUUAUUUUAUACAGUGAAUUUAUAGCUAUUUCCACAAUGGCUAACAAAUUGAUGGCCAUAUUAGUUUUCUUCCUGGCCAUGGUUUGCUCGAGUUUGAAUGUGGGGAGUGAACUAGGAGUGCCUGCAGUUUACAUAUUUGGGGAUUCCACUUUUGAUGUUGGUACCAACAGUUUCUUGUCAUAUUCAUCAUCUAGGGCAGAUAUGCAAUUUUAUGGGAUUGAUUUUCCAUUCUCAAAGCCAACCGGGAGGUUUAGCAAUGGCUACAACACCGCGGAUCGUAUUGUGAACUUUCUAGGAUACACCGAGAGCCCACUACCGUUUUUGUAUCUUGUCCAAAAUGACACACAACAUUUCAAGAGGGAAAUCCUUAAAGGUGUCAAUUUUGCUUCAGGAGGAUCUGGUCUUCAGCACCAAACUGGAAGACGGUUUAAUAGGGUUAUACCCAUCGCAGAACAGAUCCAGCAGUUCAAAACUGUUAUCAGCAACAUCUCAGUGUGUCUAAAUGACACAAGAAUUAACAAAUCUUUCUUCCUUAUUAGUGUGGGAAGCAAUGAUAUAUUUGAGUUCUUUGAUAAUUUGAGUAAGUCCAAUCCCAGCAAUAUCACACUGGAAGUACCAGAAUUCUUGGUCAAUCUAAUGAACAACUACGAAGCUCAUCUCAAGAGUCUACUGAACCUUGGAGCCAGAAAAUUUGGCAUAUUAAGUGUUCCUCCUCUGGGUUGCGUACCGAUUCUGCGUUCCAACGCGAGUGAUGGUAAGUGUCUGGAGGGGCUCAACGCCAUUGCUCGACUCUUCCACACAGCGUUGGGUGCUGUGCUGCGAAAUUUGAACUCAGAGUUCCUAAACAUGAAGUACUCACUUGCAAAUACAUAUGACAUCACCUGUAGCAUGAUAGAUAAUCCUACUCUAUUUGGUUUGCAAGAUGUAAAAUCAGCUUGCUGCGGAAAUCAAACGCUCUCUGGCGGUACACCCUGCAGCCCUGAUGCUGAAGUAUGCGAAAAUCGCAACCUAUUUCUGUUCUGGGACCAGUACCAUCCCACAGAUUAUGUAGCUACUUUAGCUGCCUUCAGUGUCUAUAGUGGUGGAACUGAAUAUGUAGCGCCCAUGAAUUUCAGUGUGUUGUUUCAAGAGUAGCCUUUCCUGUUGUCUGAUUAAGAGUAAGACCAUGAGGACAAGUUUGUUAACAUCAUAUUAUCACUUUAAUUUCUUCAGCAGUUGGAUGUUAUUGUCCAUAACUCUGUCCCAAUCUAUGAUAAUUG